GACUUAAAAAUGAAUGAAUGACCUGUAAGACAAGGAUGGAAAAGCACAAACUGUCAAAAAGAUAGUGAAAGGAGAAACGUUUUCGUUUAGAAUUUUAUGACUUGCUUUGUCUGCUGUAAACUGGACAUCUGGACUAUUAAUGCGGUUUUUAAUUUACUUUGAAGCUAUUUUCUUGUUGUUAGCUUUUAUAGCAUAUUAGACAUUUUCGUUGUGAAUUAAUUACGAAGUUUGAUUAAAACUUUUGAGCUCAGCUGAGUUUUCUGAAUUACUGACAGGGCGUCUGAAAAGAUAUGGCUUAAAGAAGGCCGUAACUACAAGGAUCCCGAAAGUGUUCAGGGUUUGAUGGAAAUAGCUCUGCUGUCACUGAAAUCAUUGAACUAUCCUAAAUUUAUUCUGUCUAGUCGUACAGAUGGUGGUGUCCAUGCUCUUAACGCGACUGCACAUUUUGACUUAGAUAGGUAUGGAAGCAAGAUAUAUGAGCCUGAAGGAUUAGCAUACCAUCUAAACAAGUACUUUUUCAAACAUAACAACAGUAUCUAUGUUAAAAAGGUUAUAAGGGUUCCAGAUAAUUUUAAUGCAAGAUUCAAUGCUAUAUCCAGGACAUAUUUAUAUAGGUUGGCAGUGAAGAAACAGGAUGUUGUCUUACCAGAGAAUCAUUCAAUAGCUUCUUAUGUACCUAUAGAAGAGUGGAAGAGGUGUCAUUUUACAAGAUUACCAGGAUUUGACUUAGAGAAAUUUAAAGAAGGCGCAAAAUACUUAGUUGGUUACCAUGACUGGACGACAUUUAAGAAAUUUGAUAAAUUGAAGCAAUACAAGCAUAGCCGAAGGGAGGUCAAGUCUAUAGAGAUUAGACCUGGCAGGCCAGUUGUGACAUCUUAUUCAGAAGGCAAAGAGAACAUAUUUGAUUAUUAUGAUAUUGAGAUAAAAGGAAGAGCUUUUGUACAUAAUCAGAUUCGACGUAUGGUAGGAACUCUGAACAGCGUAGCGAUAGGCAAGCUUCGCCCUGAAGAUAUAAAGGUGAUGCUCCAGGUGCCGUCAAAGCACUCGUGGCCGAACUUCAUACAGACGGGGCCGCCGGACGGACUGUACCUCUGUGACGUGCAAUACAACCCCGAGGACCUCGUGUAUGAACCUGAGAAGAUACUGGAGACGAAAGAAGAGAGAGAAGACAGUGAUAGUGAAACAGACUAAAUGAAUCGAGACUUAUCGUGAAAGUGAUAAUAAUCUUUUCACAGUACUGAGUAGUGGUAACUAGUUAUUUGAGUGCAAAUAAACAUAAUUUGUUCAAGAAACAAAACAAAGCAAAGAAAUAAAUAAUGUUACAAUAAAAAAAAGCUGUAGUAAG
Molecule: messenger RNA, 1345 nt
Organism: Trichoplusia ni (cabbage looper)
Lineage: Eukaryota; Metazoa; Arthropoda; Insecta; Lepidoptera; Noctuidae
Product: tRNA pseudouridine synthase-like 1
Exons: 6
Coding region: 343-1191 (282 amino acids)
Biological process (GO): tRNA pseudouridine synthesis
Molecular function (GO): RNA binding; pseudouridine synthase activity
Source: RefSeq, a predicted model, not a curated record